This is a messenger RNA of Coccinella septempunctata (seven-spotted ladybird), 1301 nucleotides long. RefSeq lists its product as uncharacterized. The record is from RefSeq and is a predicted model, not a curated record. Lineage: Eukaryota; Metazoa; Arthropoda; Insecta; Coleoptera; Coccinellidae. Bases 75 to 1157 code for a protein of 360 amino acids. The transcript is spliced from 4 exons.
AGUAGUCCAGAUAUGGGAAAGUCAAACCCUCCUGUCAGUGUCAGAUCCGAAAUGUUGUAAAAUCCCUGUCGCAAAUGCCCACCACUUGCCACAAAGACCCCGCAGGCUUCAAAUGCGCGAAGGAGAAACUAUCACCGCAGAAAUCGACAGAGGCGGAACUAUGGCUGAACAUGAUGACCAGCAUGCUGAACUUCGCCAUGGCUUCCACGACCCUCAUGAAGAGCAUCCAGAACAGGGUGGAGGUGACCAAGAAGCUAGAGGACGAGGCUAGGGCCAUGAGGGCUGCGGAGUUCUUCAGGCAGGAGCUGGCCAAGUCGAUGCCCAACGACGCUUCUGAAGAUUUCUCCCUGAGAUCCGAACCGGUUAGGGAGGAUACUUGCGGGGAACACACCUGCACCCUACUCUUCAGAAAAAAAGAACCGGACGAGUGUGGACCUAGUUGUGACGGGAAGAAGUCUGCAGGACCCAAAAAAAUACCACUAUCAACGAAGAAGAGGAAACCUUGCCAAGAGAGUGUUGACACCAUAGGAGGCAGCUGUCUAUGCCUGAUCCCCUUGCCUGAAGAACCAAGUGAGGCAGACAUGGACAAAACCGACGAAGACACGUGUUCUUGCGCUCAAAUCAAAGCGUGUAUGGUUGACGACGAUGAGGAACCUUCCUGCGUUUGCAGCGACGAUGAGGUCAAGGAUGAGGGCACCAAGAUAAUAUGCGAACCUCAAGUGAUUUGUCGGGCUAACAUGUCCUUGGACGACCUUGAGAAAUCUGACGACUGCAGCUGUCCUUCCUUUGGCUGUAAAGAAGAUCAAGCUUCACCUGAAGAACCACCCGCAACCGAAGAAGAACCUGAAGCUGCAGCAGAAUGUAAAGGAGCAGUCGUGGAAGAGGAACCAUCCAUUAUAGAUUGUGGUUGCCAGACUACAUCUUCUCAAGAGCUGAUGAUCAAAGAGCUCCAGUUUGCCAAUCUGGCCUACCAGCUGAGGCAGACCGACAAGAAUUUGAAAGAACUGAAGAGGGAGAUGGAUCGUAUCAAUAAUUUUGUAGGAGGAAAGAAGAAAUGCUCGUAUGCCACUGCUGCAGCUCUGUACGAAGAGAUAAUGAAGCCCAGGACGCCAAUAGAUGAUGUUUCCAGGAGCAGCAGUCGAAGAAGAAGAAGAUAGCUGGGUGCAACUGCCACGUUAACCAUAGGGAUGUUUGGAUUUUAGGUAUAAUGAAGCCAAUCGGUUGAGCACGUUGGUAAUGAUAUAUAGUGUGACACAUAAUAACUGAGGGAACAAAAACGAAUAAAAUCUUUUCUUCAAUUA